AUGAGGUCAAGCGAUGUGUGUUCGGAUUCCGAAAAAAUCAGUGGCGAAAAAAUCUGUUACGACAAAAUCAGUGACGACUUUCGCAAGAUCCAUGUCAACCCCGAUCAUUUUAAUUCAUUUGAUGACGUGAUGUCAGCCAUAAGGCAACAAGGGGUGGAAACAUGCAACGUUAUUUUCGCAAUUGACUAUACCCUCAGCAAUUCGACAAAUGGCAGCAAAACAUUUGGUGGGAAAAGCCUGCAUGAAUUGUCGUGUGUGAAUCCAUAUCAAAAGGUGAUAACUGCAAUCGGUGAAACCAUUGACCCAAUGAGAGGAGAGAAUGAAAACAUACAUGCAUUUGGCUUCGGUGACAAUGAAGUAAAAGACAAACAUGUAUUUCCGCUAAGUCCGGAACCGUGUUCUUCAUUUUACGACAUUUUGUGUGCUUAUAACACAAAAACAAAACAUGUCAAGUUUGGUGGCCCCACAAGCUUCGUACCCGUUAUAACAGAGGCAAUUCGCAUAGUGAAGGAAACGGGCAAGUACCACAUACUUAUUAUAGUCGCCGAUGGUGAAGUCACCGAAGAGCGGAACAGUCUCCAGGCAAUCAUCGAAUUCUCUGACUAUGCCCUUUCUAUUGUGGUAAUAGGCGUAGGAGACGGGCCAUGGGAACUUAUGAAAGAAUGGGAUGACUUGGAGAAUUUUAACAACAAAGUAGCUGUCAAAGGGUUAUCUGCCAGGAGAUUUGACAAUUUUCAGUCUGUGAAUUACCACAAAAUCACCCACGAGGCAAAUAAUACCGUCGUUGCCCUAGCGCUUGCCGCACUGAUGGAAAUACCAGAUCAGUAUAAGUUUAUCAAGGAAAACAUAUUAGUUAAUAUUUAAUGUUUGUCAA
Molecule: messenger RNA, 874 nt
Organism: Dreissena polymorpha
Lineage: Eukaryota; Metazoa; Mollusca; Bivalvia; Myida; Dreissenidae
Exons: 6
Coding region: 1-864 (287 amino acids)
Source: RefSeq, a predicted model, not a curated record